Messenger RNA from Ruditapes philippinarum (Manila clam), 4488 nucleotides. RefSeq lists its product as uncharacterized. Gene Ontology annotation, biological process: proteolysis; DNA integration. Gene Ontology annotation, molecular function: nucleic acid binding; aspartic-type endopeptidase activity. Bases 289 to 4488 code for a protein of 1399 amino acids. The record is from RefSeq and is a predicted model, not a curated record. The transcript has a single exon. NCBI's taxonomy places the organism in Eukaryota, Metazoa, Mollusca, Bivalvia, Venerida, Veneridae.
GGGGGCAUUUCCAAAUACUUGUAAUUGGAACGGCUUUGAUAAAGCCGAUGGAGAAAUUCAGUGUCAGCUUUGUGACCAAAAUGGUCACAAUGCUAAAUGUUGUAUUAAAAACCCUAGUGCGAAGCGUACGACUAACAGUUCAUCUACCUGCCAACUAUGUGGAACAGACGGUCAUACAGCGAAACAGUGUGAACAGCUUCAAUCGGGAAACUAAGUGGGCCUGGACCUAAGAGUGCGCAACGGUUUCCGGGCCAUGCUGAACAGAAUAUUUCUUAUGCGCAUAAUUUUAUGUAUUUGAAUGUGUUUGUUAAACAAAAUCAAGUUACUGCAUUAUUGGAUUCUGGUAGUAGUAUCAAUGUUCUUUCUCAGUCAUUUUUUGAGUCAAUUCCAGAAUCUGAGAAGUCUGAAGUUUUUACAUGUUCAGACUCUAUUACUUUGGCAAACAAUCAGUCUGUUGACAUUUAUGCUACUGCUAGAAUCUGCAUUAGGAAUUCUUUACAUGAUGUUGGUCAUCAUAUUUUUGUAUAUGUUCUGAAAGAUUCUUCUCAUCCUAUGAUUUUAGGAACAAAAUACAUGCAAGAACAUGGUAUAUCUCUAGAUUUCAGUAAGAAAUGUUUUUCUUUGAAUGUUAAGAAAACCACAAAAGUAAAAAGUACAAGGACUUUGGUUGUGGAUCCGAACUCUGAGUGUGUUAUCCAGGGUGUACUUGAUGACCGAGUGGGGAUCGGCAUGCAAGGUGUACUCGUUGGACACCCUGAAUUGGCACACAAGGGUGUUUUGGUCUCCAAAGCUCUUGUUACUUGUUUGCCAGAUCAUCUUGUUUGUGUUAAGAUUUUGAACCCUGGCAAUGAGAUCGUUCAUAUACAGAAGGGUACAUUUUUAGCUAAGUUUGAACUAUGUGAUAACUCUCAUGACAUUGUACCUGUAGAAUCAUGUGCAUGUAUGACUGUUGAGAAAAAUAGUAGUUCUGUUGAUACUUCAGACAUAGACACUGUUUACAUGAAACCUGUUGAUGAAGAACUUUCGAAACUCAGUCCGUUUUCCACUAAGGUCCCGCAAUCUGAUAUAGAUCAGACAGAUUUUGAGAAUUUUAAGUCACAUUUUCAAACAAACAGUGACUUGACCCAAUCAGAUAGUGAUCGUUUAUAUCAACUCUUGUAUAAGCAUAAAAAUGUUUUCACUACGUCUGAUAACCCUGAUAUCGGGUUCACCACUGUAGUUGAACAUAAAAUUUCAUUAAAGCCCGAUGCAGUUUCUAAACACCAACGACCUUAUAGGUUAUCUCCUGACAAACGAGAGAUUCUUCGUCAUCAGUUAGAUGAUUUGUUGCGACAAGGUAUAAUAAGUCCAGUAGAUGAACAGGAAGAUGUUCCGAUAACUAGCCCGAUAGUUCUUGUAGCCAAACGUAAUAAACCAAAACUUGACCCAAAUAAUAUCAAUCGUGAACAGAGUUUGUCAUCUUACAGGUUUUGUGUAGAUUUUCGUUAUUUGAAUACACAGACACUUGAUUUUCGUUAUUCGAUACCAGAUCUACAAGAACUAACGGAGUCGUUAGCGGAUACUAAGCCUAGAUAUAUGUCAUUUAUUGAUAUGAGCUCUGGUUUUUUUCAAAUAGGUAUUACCUCUGAUACUGCAAAGUAUACAGCAUUUAAUACUUGCUAUGGCACCUUCAAAUUUCUUCGAUUGCCUAUGGGCCUUCGUCAAAGUCCGAAUGUAUUUCAAUUACUCAUGGACAAAAUACUCAAAAAUCUAACAUUUAUUUCUGUUUUAUGCUAUCUAGAUGACUGUUGUAUUUUUUCAAGCACAUUUGAAAAGCAUUUGCAAGAUCUAGAUGAAGUUUUAAACAGACUUGAAAGUUCUGGGUUGAAAUUGGGUCCAUCUAAAUGUCAAUUUGGGGUUAGUAAAGGGGUUUUCCUUGGCCAUGAAAUUUCUAGUGAGGGUAUUCGUCCCCCUUCAAGCAAGUUGGACAUUAUUGCUGAUUAUGCUGAACCAACUUCACGCAAGACAUUACAACAGGCUUUAGGGUUGUUUAAUUGGUUCCGCAAGUAUAUUCCAAACUUCAGUGUCUUGGCAAAUCCACUUUACAAACUAUUAAAGAAAGGAACGGCAUAUGUUUGGACUUCAGAAUGUAGUGAUGCGUUUUCAGCACUAAAAGACAGUUUAUUAAAGUCAGAAGCUCUUGCAUUUCCGCGAUUCGAUUUGGAAUUCAGGUUAGCAGUAGAUACUUGUUCAAAGGGUAUUGGUUACAUGCUUUACCAAAUUCAUGAGGACGGAAAAAAGCGUGUCGUGCGAUUUGGCUCUAAAGGACUUUCUAAAUGGCAACAAUCGUAUGGGCCAACUAAAUUAGAGCUGCUUGGUCUUAUUAAUAGUGUUCUGGACUGUGCAUCAUAUCUUCGCGGUAGACAUUUUAUAAUUGAAUGCGACCAUCAAGCCCUAAAACCUCUGUUUCAAAAACAACUCAGAGGUGCUAUUUAUGAACGCUGGCUUGCGAUUCUACAACAGUUUGAUUGCGAUAUUCAAUGGAAAUCUGCAUCGCAAAUGGUUGUGCCAGACACAUUAUCGCGUAUGCCAUCUUACCCAGAAGUGUUAUCGUGCAGUCCUGAGGAAGAAGACAUGUUCUUUCCUUAUGUGCCUGAGAAACCUACAACUGUAAAACUGAAGUUACAUGAGAAUGACAAUUUGCUUUUGAAUAAAAUGGACAUUUGUGCUCAUCAAAGUGAUCUCUAUGACGCUGAUACGGAAGAUAAUAUUGACAAUGAUUCUGUGAAAUAUUCAAGAAAGUUUAAAUUUCGACGUACUUCGUACAAAUCUCAUAUUGGAAAAACUUCUAAGACUUUUAAUGAUAAUAGACAUUUUAGUAGUAUUAAACCAUUUCUUUGUGUUGAUGAAGAGACUGAUAACCCUGCAAGUAAGUGUGAGAGCAAUGUGACUAAUAACAAUCAUCCCGUAGUUGUUACAAGUGAUGUUGAUAAACCUAAGUUUGACCAACUGAAGUCAGACAUGCAGCCAGAGCAUGCACCUUCAAAUGUUGACCUGCCAAAUGCUCCAACUAGAACUGUUAAUCACAAAUGUGAUACAAAGUCUGAGUGUACAUAUGAACAGAGCUCACAUAGUUCUGCUCAUGAUGACUUACCCUCACUAGAAAUGAACUUGCCCAUUCACAUCUCCUCAAGUCCAUCUCAGCAUGUCAGUCCGCUGGAUCCAGUUGAUAGGUCAGAUAUAGUUGAUGGGGCUGUUACAGUUGAUACGGAUAGGUCAGAUAUAGUUGAUGGGGCUGUUACAGUUGAUACGGAUAGGUCAGAUAUAGUUGAUGGGGCUGUUACAGUUGAUACGGAUAGGUCAGAUAUAGUUAAUGGGGCUGUUACAGUUGAUACGGAUAGGUCAGAUAUAGUUGAAGGUGCUGUUACAGUUGAUACGGAUAGGUCAGAUAUAGUUAAUGGGGCUGUUACAGUUGAUACGGAUAGGUCAGAUAUAGUUGAUGGGGCUGUUACAGUUGAUACAGAUAUCACUACUGCGUCUGACCCUGACAAGUUGUUGACAUCGACACAACAUGAAAGUAGUUUUGCGACUGAUCAGUUGAUAAAAUUACCAGCUAUCACAUUACUUGACAUGACUGUUGACCGUAUAAGUUCUGACCAAGACCAGGAUCCUUCUCUGAAACCUAUUAAACAUUUCUUAUCAACAGGUAAUCUACCAGGAUCACAGAAGUUAGCCAGAUCAGUUCUUGUGCAGCAGUCAGAUUAUGUGUUAGUUAACAAUGUUUUGUUUCAUUCCAGGGUAUCUCGUGCCAGGCGCAGCAAACUUGUGAAUCAAUCACAUUACCAGCUCGUUUUACCAAAGUCAUGUAUUCCUGCGGUUCUGAAACUAUUUCAUGACUCUCCCCUUGCAGCACAUGGUGGUAUACAGGAUACUCUAGAUAGAAUAAAAGAGCACUAUUUCUUUUCAGAUAUGGCGAAUAGGGUAACAGCGUAUGUGCAGUCUUGCCAUGAGUGUCAAUCGCGGAAAGUAACAAGAUUUCAACAGAAAAAUGCUAUUGUUGCAUACCCUACCCCUAAUGCUCCAUUUUCUGUUUGGCAGAUUGAUUUGUAUGGACCAUUGCCUAUCACCACUAGAGCUAAUAAUUAUGUGUUUACUGCAGUGUGUUUGUUUUCGAAGUACGUGUAUGCCGUACCAAUCCGCAACAAGGAUGCUACCACAGUUGCAGAAGUGUUAUUCAAGUUAUUUACAACAUACGGUGUUUGUGACUGUCUAUUGUCAGAUCAGGGAUCAGAGUUUACCGCUGUUGUUACUAGGGAGUUAUGUAAUCUCUUACAGGUACCACAACAGUUCUCCCCGAGUUUUGUACACCAUUGUAUGGGAGCUGUGGAGCGCAGUCAUGCUACACUAGCUGCAAGACUCACACCCUACAUGAAUGAUGACUGUAACAAUUGGGAUUUACACCUCGAUAGUGUUGUUUUUGAUAUGAAUAAUGCUGUUAACUCUAGUUAA